AUGUCUGAUCUUGACACUCAAAUCCCUAGCCCCUUCGGUAAGCCUAGUGAAUCGAUCGACGUAUCCCAUUUUUAUUCAAAAAAAAAUAAGCACUUAAAUUUUUCGCAAUUUAUCUUGGUUGUAACAACAGAUCCUUUUGCCGAGGCAAAAGCAGAAGACUCGGGUGUCGGUUCAAAAGAAUAUGUACAUAUACGCAUACAGCAGCGUAAUGGUCGGAAAAGCCUGACAACCGUACAAGGUUUGAAGAAAGAGUUCAGCUACACUAAAAUUCUCAAAGACCUUAAGAAAGAGUUUUGCUGUAAUGGUACUGUUGUUCAGGACUCCGAGCUUGGCCAGGUUAUACAACUCCAAGGUGAUCAGAGGAAGAAUGUUUCGACAUUUCUCGUUCAGGCAGGUAUUGUGAAGAAAGACCACAUCAAGAUUCACGGUUUCUAAAUUAUCAUCGACACUCUGCCUCGGUACUUGCGUUGCUCAAGAUUUUCCGAAAAUGUUAAUAUUUUUCCUUUUCUUUAUAUAUAAAUUUUAUUUAAGAGCGUGCUUACGUUUUUGUGUAUCGUGUAUUUCGCGUCCGUAUAUAUAUGUGUGCUUAGUGCUGUAAAAAUACAUUUUUAUGGUGGUUUAAGAAAAUAGUUGAGAUAUGUUUGAAUUUCUGUUAAACUUGUGAUCAGAACAAAAUUAACAAUCACACAUGAUGUGAUUUUUCAUUUGAAAAAAAAUUAAUUAAAUGCCGUGCAUUUCAUUACAACCAAACCAGUAAUAAAGUGACACGUCAUAAUUCACAAGGAUAAGCUAAGGUAGUUGUUGUAUCAAGUCAUUUUUUUUA
This is a messenger RNA of Erythranthe guttata (spotted monkey flower), 823 nucleotides long. The record is from RefSeq and is a predicted model, not a curated record. Lineage: Eukaryota; Viridiplantae; Streptophyta; Magnoliopsida; Lamiales; Phrymaceae.